This is a messenger RNA of Clonostachys solani, 1026 nucleotides long. NCBI's taxonomy places the organism in Eukaryota, Fungi, Ascomycota, Sordariomycetes, Hypocreales, Bionectriaceae. The record is from the annotation of a GenBank genome assembly.
AUGGUGCAAACAAUUCCUUUCGGAAGUAUCCAGGUCCCGGUGCCAGGCUACGGAGCCAUGGGCCUCAGCCAUGGCCUAGGGAGCAACUUGAGCCUCGAAGAAGCCGAGCCUGUUCUCCUGAAGGCCAUUGAGCUUGGAUGCACCUUCUGGGAUACCGCACGAAAGACCUUUGAAUUUAACCUUGAUGAGGAUCAGGUAAUUUAUCGCCAAGGCGUCAAUGAGAAGCUCCUUGGAGAUUUUAUUCGCAAGCACAACCUCCGUGACAAAAUCUUCAUGCCUGGUCUAGUCGCUUCAAAAUGUGGCAUUGAUGCGGAUUUCAAAGUUACCAACUCAGCCUCACACAUCGCAGAGUACAUUGAGGGUACUAUCGAGAGAUUAGGAUUUGCGCCGGACCUAUAUUACCUUCACAGAAUUGAUCCAAACACUCCGCUUGAAGAGUCUAUCCCUGCUCUCGACGCACUCCGAAAGCAAGGAAAGACCAAGUACAUUGGGCUUUCGGAAUGCUCAGCUGCAACUCUCCGUAAAGCCAAUUCCAUUGCAAAGAUAGAUGCCAUCCAGGCAGAAUAUUCGGCAUUUGAGACUAUCCACGAAACAGAUGGACUCAUCGACACGGCGAAUGAGUUGGGAGUGGCAUACGUGGCCUAUAGCCCAUUGGGUCAUGGCUGGCUGGUUGAUGAUUUUCCUUUCAAGACACCCGACGACUUCGCCGCGGACGACUUUCGCCGAGGAUCCCCUAAAUUCCAAGGAGAAAACUUCUUCAAGAACAAAGCCAUUGUUGAGGCGAUGAAGCAGCUGGCGGUCAGGAAAGGCUGCACCUUGCCUCAAAUCGCUCUAGCCUGGGUCGCCGCACAGGGGAUGAUCGCCAUCCCUGGAACCACCAAAGUGCAGCGACUGGAGGAGAACUUUUCUUCAAGGAACGUGGAUCUUACAGAUGAGGAGAAGAAGGAAAUCAGGCAGAUUGUGAACGAUGCUAAGCCCGCCGGGAACCGGUACGGCCCUGCUCACCAAGCAAUGGUCGGACAUUAG